Meriones unguiculatus (Mongolian gerbil) is the source of this 4475-nucleotide messenger RNA. It is a transcript of the gene Gabrr1, whose product is annotated as gamma-aminobutyric acid type A receptor subunit rho1. Gene Ontology annotation, molecular function: GABA-A receptor activity; extracellular ligand-gated monoatomic ion channel activity; neurotransmitter receptor activity. Gene Ontology annotation, biological process: nervous system process; monoatomic ion transmembrane transport; signal transduction. Gene Ontology annotation, cellular component: neuron projection; GABA-A receptor complex; membrane. The record is from RefSeq and is a predicted model, not a curated record. The transcript is spliced from 11 exons. NCBI's taxonomy places the organism in Eukaryota, Metazoa, Chordata, Mammalia, Rodentia, Muridae. The coding region runs from base 512 to 1690 and encodes 392 amino acids.
CUCGCAGAGAUGUGGGCUGGGUUCAGGGCACGAAGCAGGCGUGCUGGUGGGAAGACAGGAGGCCACCUGUGCCCUAAGCAGAGACGUGAGCACUGAAGAAACAAAAGGACAGGAACUGCCCCACAGCAAACGCUCCAGCUCGCUCUCUCCUUCGCUCCCUGCCGGGCCCUCUCGGCCAAAUCCAGAGGCCAGGACAGCAGAGGGGGCAGCAUUGUUUGCCAGUUUCAUGGUGGCUCCAGGCUAGAAUGUCACCUCUUAAGGCUCAGUUCCAAGCCUGGGUGGCUGUGAGUUCAUGUGAGCGUGCGCUCGCAUGCACGCAUCCGACCUCAGAGGCAGAGACGAGGGGCACACGACGAUGCUCACAAGCAAGGCAGUCUCGGCAGACGGACAAGGAACCGGUAAGACAACUAUAUGUAGAUGAGGCCCCAUUCUGAAACGAAGCUCUGACAUCACCAAGUCACCUCUCACCAAGUCCGAACAGCUGCUGCGGAUAGACGACCACGACUUCAGCAUGAGGCCUGGCUUUGGAGGCCCCGCCAUCCCCGUGGGUGUGGACGUGCAAGUAGAGAGCCUGGACAGCAUCUCCGAGGUGGACAUGGACUUCACCAUGACCCUCUACCUGAGGCACUACUGGAAGGACGAGAGGCUGUCCUUCCCCAGCACCAACAACCUCAGCAUGACGUUCGACGGCCGCCUCGUAAAGAAGAUUUGGGUCCCCGACAUGUUCUUCGUGCACUCCAAACGCUCCUUCAUCCACGACACCACCACAGACAACGUCAUGCUGCGUGUACAGCCGGACGGGAAAGUGCUGUACAGCCUCAGAGUUACGGUGACGGCGAUGUGCAACAUGGACUUCAGCAGGUUUCCCCUGGACACGCAGACCUGCUCCCUGGAAAUCGAGAGCUAUGCCUACACAGAAGAUGACCUCAUGCUCUACUGGAAAAAAGGCAAUGAUUCCUUGAAGACAGACGAGAGGAUCUCCCUGUCUCAGUUCCUCAUUCAAGAAUUCCACACUACCACCAAACUAGCCUUCUACAGCAGUACAGGCUGGUACAACCGUCUUUACAUUAACUUCACUUUGCGUCGUCACAUCUUCUUCUUCUUGCUCCAAACCUAUUUUCCUGCCACUCUCAUGGUCAUGCUGUCCUGGGUGUCCUUCUGGAUCGACCGCAGAGCUGUGCCCGCCAGAGUCCCCUUAGGCAUCACCACGGUGCUGACCAUGUCCACCAUCAUCACGGGCGUGAACGCCUCCAUGCCCCGAGUGUCCUACAUCAAAGCCGUGGACAUCUACCUGUGGGUCAGCUUCGUGUUCGUGUUCCUGUCCGUGCUGGAGUACGCGGCUGUCAACUACCUGACCACAGUGCAGGAGCGGAAGGAACGGAAGCUACGGGAGAAGAUCUCCUGCUCCUGUGGGCUGCCCCAGCCCCGAGCCGUGAUGCUGGACGGCAGCUACAGUGACGGGGAGGUGAAUGACCUGGGCGGCUACAUCCCCGAAAACGGAGAGAAGCCCGACAAGAUGAUGGUGCAGCCGACGCUGGCCUCCGAGAGGGGCUCUCCCCAGAGGAAAAGCCAGAGAGGCAGUUACGUGAGCAUGAGGAUCAACACCCAUGCCAUUGACAAGUACUCCAGGGUCAUCUUCCCAGCUGCUUACAUUUUAUUCAAUCUGAUAUACUGGUCCAUUUUCUCUUAGGCGCCAGUAAGUUGGCACCUCUCACGCUCUUCACAGUUUGUGCGCAGUACAGAAAUUGCUGUAAAAUGAAACUUAUGGUUUAAAACCAUCUCAGCACCUACCUGGAUUUUCACUGUCCCAUUGUCAGCUAUCCAAAGCUGUGCUGACAACACACCUUAUUUUCUUUUUGCAUUUAUUAAGCAUCAGUUGUAUACACAGUAUUACACUAGGUGUUCAGGAAUUUGUCAUGAUAGCAACUGACAUUAGGCGUUCCUAGAUGCCAGGGGGCACAGAGGUCAGAUACGGGCACACUGCUAUUCAGCCAGAGCCCUGGAUGCUGUUCACACCAGGGCUUUAUUCUGGGAGGCUCUGUGUUCUGUUGACUAGGGAGGACUGGGCAGCACCUACACAAGACUCCUCUGCAUGGAGGCCACAUGCACAUACACCCCUUCUGAGGAAAGGCCGUGCUUCAGUCUGUCCCUGCCUCUGCCCUUCAUCCCCCAUGGUCAUUGAAAGGAGGUGAUGCUCAUAGGAUCUCUUUGUACAAGCUGUAGGUUUCUCCCUGUAUAAGAAAUGUUCUUCAGGUUGUUGAAGCUUCUAUGUACCCAUUGCCAUAUGUGUGCAUCUUGUCUGUUUAGCGGAGGUGACUAAGCUAGAGAACCAUGUCCCUUUCCCUGCUUUUAAGUCACUGUUUCAUGCCUCUCUACCACAGAGCAGGUGUUUUCUUUCUUUCUUUCUUUCUUUCUUUCUUUCUUUCUUUCUUUCUUUCUUUCUUUCUUUCUUCCUUCCUUCCUUCCUUUCCUUCCUUCCUUCCUUCUUUCUUUCUUUCUUUCUUUCUUUCUUUCUUUCUUUCUUUCUUCCUUUCUUUCUUUCUUAAGUCUUUUCUCAGUAGCAUGGUAUUAUCACUGAGGAACUUGAAGAGGUACUUUUUCCUGAAUAAUCAGCAUUUCAAGGAAACUUGGGGCUGCUUCUAGCUCAUGACAAUGAGAUGAACACAAUUUCUUAAGAGAAAAUAACCUUAAAAAGCAAAAGAAGUAGACAGACACCUGCAUUUCCAUUCAGUGAGUGCCAGUACUGUCUAGGAACUACUAAGUAGUUAUCAUCUAGACAAAGCAUCCCAUAGACCAGAGAAGUUGGCCCAGUGGCAACUGAUAUGAGUCAUGGGUUGUAAUUUGAUGUAUUAUUUUAAAACAGAAGCCUUCAUAUUAAUCUAUCGAGAAGAUAACCCUAACCAAACUUGCCCAAACAGUAUUUAACAGUACUACAUUUUCUCUAGGCCGCAUCUUCCACUCAGAGAAACAUCUAUUCAGCAUCUACCAUAUCCUAGUGGCCAUUAAGCCAACUUAACCAAGCCAUGGUCCAUUUAAUUGUGACUGUGUUCAGAGUUUAGUGAGGGAAUUCCAGGAGACACAUAAAUGGUAAUUUAACAUUCUGGAACUUAUUGUUAAUAAACAUGGAGGUAAUCUAAGAGACCCCUCCAGAGGCAACCAUCCUCCGCUCUAUGAAACUCCCAUAUAUAUCUCCCAUCAUUUCAAAGUUAACUUCAUAUAUAACUCCCAUCAUUUCAAAGUUAACAAAAUAAUAGCAUAUACAUGGCUAUUCUUUAUUCUGAUUUUAAAAAGAACUAUUUGCCAAUUCCUACUUAGAAGGCAAUCUCAUUUCCCCCAAUAAAAAGGUCAUCAAAAGCUUUUUUUUCAAACUCAAGUGAUAAACUUAGAGGGAUAAAUUAAAUAAUUAAUUAUCAUUGAUAUUCAAAAUGACUAUUCGUUUUGCCAAGCAUGGUUUGCAUAUGCAGUAAAGUGGGAGGAUCUGGAGCUCAAAGCCGGUCUUGGCUUUAUAGGUGUUGGAGGCCAGCCUGGGCUAUGUGAGGCUUAAAAAGAUUAAUUUUCCAUUUUUACUUUAUGAAGCAAGUACCAUUAAAGUUAACACCUUUGCCACUGUCUUCUUCCUCACCACCAGGGUCACUGAGCUGCCUAGGUUUCCAGAGCAGGCAACUAAAGCCCUGCCUGCUGUCUGGGAUACUCCACUACAUGAGCCAGCGUAGAAUACUCUGCGGGUCUGCCAAACUGGCAUCUCAAAGGCAGAAGACUGGAUAGCUUAACCAACAGACAGUUAUUUCCUCAGAGUUCUAGAGACUGGUCAAGGUCAAGGUGCUGGCAGAUGUGGUUUCCCAUAGAGGCCUCUCUUCCUGACUUUCCAGUGGCCACCUUCUUGCUGCUUCCUUGCCUUCUUUCCUCUGUACCCACCCGUGUCUAGAUCCCUUUCUCCCUAGUUAUAUUGGAUCAGGGCCCACAUCCAUGGCCGCAUUUAACCUUUGUUACUUCUUUAAAAGCCUUGUCUCCAAACCAUUUGUUUUGUAGCAAUAUCCUCCAAGUUGGAAUACUUCAUCUUAGAGGGAAGCUCCUUAGGAUUUAGGAUAUGCUAAAAGAAGGCAAUGGCCUUCAUCCUGUAGGAAAGAAACCCAUUCAGGUUAAGCUCAGGAAGCAAACGACUCAAAAGUUUCAGGAAGUCCCUGAAACUAACUAGAUGAACUCUCACCCUCCACCAAGUGUAUUUAAGCAAUAAGAAAUGCUGAGAGUCACUUUUCGGUAGUCCAAGCUGUCUGGAAGAGGCAAAGACCAGCCAAGCUGCUUGAAAGGGAUAGUUUCCAGCCUGUCCAGCUGUCUGCAAGCCAUGCAAGUGAGCUUCAGAUUUCCACCUGUUGUGAGCUGAGGUGGGUUUUGGUGAUGCAGCUGUCUUUGAGUCAUUUCUCCUCUAAAUAACCCCAAUAAAGCUCAUUGAUUCACAAAGUUGGACUUUGGUGGUA